AGCCGAAAAAUAGAACAGGAUCGGCGUAUAGAUAAUGAGAAAUAAUCGAACGAUCGAUCGAGUAUAUAAAGCGAAUCUAAAAUUUGACCGGGUAAGUUAAUAUCUACGGUGACACGGAGUUUGAACAUUUGACAUUCGUAUUGCUUCACGGAUACAAGAUGAAAGCCUUCUUCAUCGUUCUUAUCGCGGUGUUCAUGGUCUACGUAAACUCUCAAAAUCUGAAACCACAGUGCCCGGAUGAUUUAAAUGAGAACCACACGAUGAUCGUACACCCGUGCAACUGUUCUUCGUUCUUCGUCUGCACCACGGAUCCACCAAUUCCUAUGGAAUGCCCAGCUGGUCUUCAAUUCGACGAAACGCGUCAAAUUUGCGACUAUAAAUGGCGCGUGAAAUGCAAACCAAAAGAGGGAUGUAACUCAGGGAAACAGUCAAAUUCAUUGAACGCAUUGUAAUUAUUUACACAUCUAAGUCGAUAUGGAGGAUCUCUCCAAGAUCGGUAUUGCUUGAUUAACGAUUAAUAUUAUAUAAAUACCAUCUAAUCUAUAUCUGCUUUCGCGUUUUUA
This is a messenger RNA of Apis florea (little honeybee), 563 nucleotides long. RefSeq names its product peritrophin-1. Gene Ontology annotation, molecular function: chitin binding. Gene Ontology annotation, cellular component: extracellular region. The record is from RefSeq and is a predicted model, not a curated record. NCBI's taxonomy places the organism in Eukaryota, Metazoa, Arthropoda, Insecta, Hymenoptera, Apidae.